Molecule: messenger RNA, 3043 nt
Organism: Vicia villosa (hairy vetch)
Lineage: Eukaryota; Viridiplantae; Streptophyta; Magnoliopsida; Fabales; Fabaceae
Exons: 5
Coding region: 268-582 (104 amino acids)
Source: RefSeq, a predicted model, not a curated record
GUUUCGCAACAACUAUUGGAACAACCUGAGGAUUCAAAGCUUCGAGGAUCGGAUGUUUUUUGAAUCUUUUGCCCCAGCUGCAAGUCUUCUAUCAAAUCGGUUAACGGGAAAGUUGAUUGUCACUGUGGAGUUAAAGAUGUGGAACCAGUUACAAAAUUCAAAAUAGAAGUUGAAAAUGAAUAUGAUGGCUUUAAGGGAACCUUUGUCUUUUGGGAUAAGGAUUGGAUACCUUAUACUAAACUAUCUGCUAAGGAAAUAAGGCAACUCAUGAUAGUGGCUGGAGAGGACAACCCUAAAAUCUGGCCAGCUCACGUCGAUGUUUUGUUGAAUAGAGACAUGGCAUUCCGUAUCAAGUAUCAAUCUUCUUACCAACAGUUUUCAAUUGUGACAAUACUUGAUGAGGACAAUGUUUUCAACAAACUUAAGAACUACCUAACCCCAGAUGAGCAUACCUCGAAUGCUUCUGUUCAUGACAUCACAACUUCUAACCCAAACAAUCAUCCAAAAGAACCAAAUGGAGAGACAAAUACAGAUUACACUUUUCCUCAUUCUCCAACACCAGAUUUUACUUAUUCAGGUUAGAUCUAAAUGAAAUAUUUAUCAAUGAAAUAUUUAUAAUGAAUUUUGCUUAUUAAUGUAUGCUCUUUUUUUUUUUUUUAAUUAAAAAAUUGCUACUAAUUUUGUAUGUCAUAGUAAAGUAUUUAAAAGUUGAAAGGUCUAACUAAUAAUCAAUUGAAUCAAAUGUCAAACCAAUACCACAACCACAAGAUUGGAAAUAUCAAAUCAAAUAUUAAACUUUUACAAUUUACAAUCUUUUUGUUUUAUCUUAUACACAAAUCCCACAAUCUUUUUGUUUUAUUGUCUCUAUUUAUGUUGCACACAAUUCAUGGGAUAUCAAAUGGUUUUUUUUUUUGUUUAUAAAUUAAAUAUGUAUAUCAUAACAAUUUUACUUUUGAUUUUUUAAUCACACACUAAUUUUACUUUUGAUUUUUUAACCACAUAAAAGUAAUUUUACUGUGUCAAUUCUAGAAAACUGAAAGACCUGAUUGGAUUUGUCUACAAGUCACUGAUGCCAUAUUUUCUAGAUGUUCAUUUUUUUAAGCAGGUGAAAGAAUUUUUCUGAUUCAACAAAUUUUCAAGGACUAAAUCAUAAAAUUAUAAAAUGCAUAUUAUAAAAUCAUAAAAUUUCCAAUUACCUUUUAGAAUACCUUCCAACGCACAGACAGUCUAGUCGUUCUUAUUUAUCUUACCCAAUUUCAAAAUGCAUUAUAGUAUGUAUCUUUGUUACCCUAAAAUAAUGUUUAAGACCUGCAAUUCAAUAUUAAUUUAUAAUAUUUAAAACUUAUAUUAUGUCCAUUCAUAUUAUAUAGAUUGAGAAUUUAAAAAUCCAAAAUCCUAGACAAUUCAAUAUUUCUUGAACCAGAGAUAUCAGUGUUGUUUUGGUGCUGUUAUUAGGUGUUAUUGUCUUGGAUACAUUAGAUCUAAGGAGAAAGGUAGGCCAGCAUGACUAACACUCCAACACUCAAAUCUAUUUAGAAUUCAAGAUUGAAGACAGUGGAAAUAGAAAUUAGAUAUUGCGUGACUUAGAAUCCUUUAUGAAAGUAUUUAUAUCUUGGGUAUGACAUAGGCUAGAUAAUGAACCUCCUGUUAUUGGGAUUCCGUCCAGCGCGAAGUAGUCGGUACCAAAUCUUUGACCGACAUGAAACUAAUAAUAUUGCAGUUUUAAAUAGUAUUAAAUAUUAAGACUAAUCAAGAAUUAUUAAUUCCGGGGGUAAGUGAAUAAAUCACACAUUACUAAGAUAUUUUCAACCAAUCAACUAAGUUAUUUAUAAAUUAAAGGGUUAAAUGCAAUUCACCCCCUGCCAUUAGGGCGUGUUUCAGAUUUGCCCCCUGAAUACUUUUUUUAAGAAGACACCCUUAUAAAAAUGAAAAUUCAGUUUCACCACACCCUUUUACUACCAGUGCUGACUGGGUUUUAACUAUUGGAUUACGUGGCAAAGGAACAAUGCUGACUGUGUUAUCUUCUUAAAAAUAAAUAGAUUUCUUCACUGCUGUUCUUCCUAUGGCACUCCAUAUCAUUCUUCAAGGCUAAGCUCUUAUCAUUCUUCAUCUUCAACGAUGAUGAGAAAUCAACCGCAACCAGUGCAAGUUCUUGUGAUUCACAUUCUCACAUAUCCGUCACAUAAUAUGCUCUAUGUUCAUCUCAUGAAAAUCCGGCUCCGUUGGUCAAUCUUCCUCUUGAUGGCAAACUACCAUUCUUAGCGACUUUAGAGAUGCUACAGCUUGUAUCUUUGAAGUAGACAUUCGUUUGAACUGCACCUCCAUGCAGAAACAAAAGAGAUGCUAAAAAGAUGCUCCCAUCAACAAAAUUGUUUUGGCAUAUCCCUUUAAUCACCACAUUCAACUUUUCCUCAAUUUCAAUAAAUAAUUAAAAUGAAAGACUUGUUUUAAAAGGAAUGUUGUCAUCUUCCAGGUAGCAUUCGCAUCUAAUUUUCCCAUUGAAAUUAUUUUCAUCAGAUAACGACGGAGGAAGAAUGAGGCAAAAAAUGAUGAUAAGACGACAUCACCUCCUAUUUGAAAAAGUAACAAGGUCUCCCACGUCCAGUCAGCCAGACAAGGGAUAGGGGGUUCUGAAAACAGAAUCUAUGUUUUAUAAGGGGGUGGUUUACAAAAAAAAAACUUCAUGGGGGCAAAACCGAACCUCGCCCUAAUGGCAGGGGGUGAAUCGCAAUUAACCCUAAAAAAAAACAUACCUUUGUAUAUUGCUUUAGGUUUAUACCUUCUUCCAUAACCAUACAUUCUCUACAAAGAAUACACGCCAAAAUGAAAUCAUUAAGUUGAACACCAUAUUCUUCCUUAAUAUAUCUUGUUGGGCAAAUGAUGGUGAUUGAAAAAUCGGAAAAAUCCAAAAUCAAGGAAUCCCUCUCUUGAUGAGCAAAAGCAAAAGAUUUUUCAAUCAUUCUUCUAAAUAAAUUGUACAAACUUUCUAUGUAUGAAAUCUCUUUCUUUACCAAAACAUUUCCCUCAAAUGUAUUUAACACCA